Molecule: messenger RNA, 4867 nt
Organism: Oryzias latipes (Japanese medaka)
Lineage: Eukaryota; Metazoa; Chordata; Actinopteri; Beloniformes; Adrianichthyidae
Source: RefSeq, a predicted model, not a curated record
GCACGCGCUUCAUCGGUCCAGUUGAUGUUGUGUGGAGGAGCUGUCCGCCGCUCAGGUGCUGAAACGGCUCAUCUGCGUGUCUGAGGUGAAGCGCUGUCCUCUUCUGCUGGACGCUUCUGGAGACACAGAAGCGCAGACAAAGCGGUACAUGAUGAUUUUUAAGGGAAAAUAAUCCUUCUUCUUCAAAAGUGAGAAGACACUUUUGCAUCCUCAGUGGGUUUUUGUUGUUGCUUAAACGUCUCAGUGGGAUGGUGUGUCCAUAAGUCCGAGUUGAUUUGCUUCAUAAAAGUCUGAAGAAAAUUCAUCCUGAAAGUUUUUCCUUUUUUUUGGUUAUCUUCUAAGGAAUCAGUGAAAGGAGCUCAUCUAUUCCAGCCUCACUAAAUAAUAGAAAUUAAAUGAACUUGUCAGGUGUGGCGGGUCUGGUCAAAAAGCUGGUUGGGAUGCUGUAGUAGCCCAGGAAUAUGGGACUCCCUGUGUUAACACGAGUAUCAUUGCCCAACUGAGAGGCAUAAUCUGCCAUGCUGGAGCUGAGCCAGAGGCUCCCAGACAGCAGAGCAGCCGGAAAGUCAGCUCCCGAAACUCCGUCCUGCUCCUUUAAAAUAUAAAAUAUGUAGAUGCUGCUCCUCCUUGAGAUAUUUUUGAGUGUUUGGGUAAGACUGGCUGCUACCAGCAGAAACUAGGAAAAAGAAGAGCGUGUGCAUUGACAGGAGGAACAUCUUGUUCUGGUUGUUUUAGCUGAACAGAUGUUUUUGUUUGUCAGCACUGAAUAGAGUUUUAGAAAAAUCCAUCAGAUCACUCCUAUCGUUUACACUUUGGAGUUGGAUGGAGAUCACUUCAGCGAGCUCUGACUCAACCAUCAUCUCACAGUUAGAUCUCCACCAAGAAGCCGGUUUCAUACAUGAGCUGCUGGAGGACAAAGAGCUGGAAGGAGAGGAUGAGAAAUGUAGAUGAGGAAAGGUGAUGCCAUUCUCCAUGAAGGACAUUUACUAACCUUCGUGUGAACGAAGCUAGCCCCCCAACACACACACUCCAUUACAGCCCUGAUCAUGCAUAAAUGCAUGAAUGACUGCCGGCAUGGUCUCCCACAAUCACAGAUAUGGGAUCAGACUGAUGAUGUCACUGCUGAGGGUCACCUGACAUCUUUGCGGGAACAUCCCCCUCCCACAUGGAGCUGUUUCACCAGCAGGCCAGAGAGACAACAGAUGAGAGGAGAUGUGACUGAGCUGCUUCUUUCCAGAGCUCACAUAACAAGCUUUCAGCCCACAAUCCUUCCCCCUGAGGAAUGCAGAAGACCUCCUAAACUCAUCCCUCACUCAGCCCCACACAGGAGCAUUUGGACUGAAUCCAGAGUCCAAAGAGGCGGGAUGCACACAUGCGAGGCGGAGUGAGGCUCUGACAAACACAAAUGAACUCAUGGAGGUCAGAUCUGCAGCUGGUCGCACUUCUCUGCACAGAUGUGUCCAUCACAAUGUUUUGACAAGAACCUAAGCAGAGCAGGAAGCGUACGGUCUCUCCUCUGUCACGGAGGAGGACUGUAGGAGGCGUUCUCUUUGUUCCGCAUGCAGAACAUCCUCGAUCAGAACUUAGACAUGGCCACGGCGCUGCUCGCAGGCGAGAAGCUGAAGGAGCUGAUCAUGCCGGGCUCCUCUCAGGAUGAGAAGGGCGGAGCAUUGGCUGGCCUUAUGGUGCAGCUCAAACUGGAGCUGCCCUUUGAUCGUGUUGUUACCAUAGGGACGGUCAUCAUCCCCAUCCUCCUGGUCACCCUCGUCUUCACAAGAAACUUUGCAGAGGAAUCCAUUUACUGUUACACACCACACAACUUCACAAGAGACCAGGCGUUGUACGCCAGAGGCUACUGCUGGACGGAGCUGCGCGAUGCCAUUCCUGGGGUGGAGCCUCACCUUUGGCCCUCUCUGUUUGAGCAUAAGUUCCUGCCCUAUGCCCUGCUGGCCUUCGCUGGAAUCAUGUACAUUCCUGCUUUGGGCUGGGAGUUUCUCGCCUCCACGCGGCUAACGUCAGAGCUCAAUUUCCUGCUUCAAGAGAUCGACAACUGCUACCAUCGAGCCGCCGAGGGCCGAGCCCCGAAGAUUGAGAAGCAGAUCCAGUCCAAAGGCCCCGGCAUUACCGAGCGUGAGAGGCGUGAGAUCAUCGAAAAUGCUGAGAAGGAGAAGAGUCCAGAGCAGAAUCUGUUUGAGAAAUAUUUAGAGAGGCGAGGCCAAAGCAAUUUUUUGGCUAAGAUUUACCUCGCCCGCCACAUGGCUAUUAUCUGCCUCAGUUCCAUCCCUAUAUCCUACCUGAGCGCCUACUACGCCCGCCAAAGGCAGAAUGAGUUCACCUGUGCUCUGGGGGAACCUCCCGACAUCAGCAGUUACUUGGAGCUGAAGAUCAGGGUCAACUGUAAGCUGCCUGCAGUGCAGCUGCAGCGCAUCAUGGCGGCGGUGGACAUCGCCUUGCUCUGCACAAUGAACUUCAUCAUCUUGCUUAAUUUGCUGCAUUUGUUCGUUGUGCGCAAGUCCAACUUUGUCUUUGAUAAGCUGCACAAGGUUGGAAUCAAAACACGGCGGCGCUGGCAGAAGUCUCCGUUUUGUGACAUUAACAUCCUGGCCAUGUUCUGCAAUGAGAACCGAGACCACAUCAAGUCCCUGAACCGACUGGACUUCAUCACCAAUGAGAGCGACCUGAUGUACGACAAUGUGGUCAGGCAGCUGCUGGCUGCACUGGCACAGUCCAACCAUGACGCCACGCCCACUGUGAGGGAAUCUGGGAUGCAGACGAUUGAUCCCAACAUGGACCCGUCUGAUCUCAGGAUGGGGGAAAUGGGCGGAGAGCCACUAGUCAUCAAAAGACCUCGCAAAAAGAUGAAAUGGAUCCCGUCAUCCAAUCCUCUUCCUCAACCAUUUAAGGAACCGCUUACUCUGACACGGUUGGAAAACAACACCAAGCAAGAGAAACCAAAACCCGUCAGGCGCAAGACGGCGGCCGACAGCUUCGUCGCACCUCUGCUGGACAACAAGAGCACACAACUUUCUUCAACAAAGGAGUUAGGUGUCAUUGAGAAAAAGCACACUCGUAACUUCUCCUUGGAUGUCCACCCGUACAUGCUGACUAUUCGAAAGCCCAAGGUGGAGACCACAGCCACAGAGCCGCUGCCCUCACAGCACAACCUGGAUGCCGUAUUUCUAGAGGGCACACACUCUAUCGUCCACGUGUCUGGUGCUAUUGCAGAAACUAAAGUUUGUUCUCCAGAAUCGACCAACACUGCCUUUUCUUCUGGGACUCUGCCAACAUCUUCUUAUGUAAACGGAGUGAGCCCCAACCCUCCUUCGAGUGACGAUCCACUCAGCCCAAAGUCCUCUCCUCCUCAAACCGAGCCUCAGGCCCAGAUGGAAACCGCUGCGAGUCAGCCGCCGCCCCUGACCAGAGCCCCCACACACCAGCUGCUGAGCAUACGUCACACUCUCUUUGAGGAAGAGGAGGAUGAGGAAAGCAGGAGGGGCAGACUGGAGGAGAGAGCUGGGGAGCUUAUCACUGCUGGAGAAUGUUGAACAAAAAAGUAGAACAUCCACACCAUCAACACAACCAAGACUUUUCACCGAGAACCACCUCUCCUUCUCCUCUCACACGCCUCUGGGAUGGAAGUGAGCCAAACGGGAAACCAGCAGCAAGAAAAUGAUGAAGAAAACCUUCUGACUCAAGGCAGAGGAAAUUGAGCCUUUGCUGGAGUUUCUUGAUGUGUGAUUUGUGUCUCAGGAUGACUGCGUUUAGCUCAUCACCCAACAAUUAAACCAGCAGUGAGGUCAUUCAACAGGGUGCUACAGUGCAGGGUCAAACCGCAACGCCGACCACGUCUGUGGGUGAAACGGGAAAUGAAAAGUCUGCUGGUAAACGUGGACUUCAUCACGACUUAAAACCCAUUUUUAAACACCCGAUAACGCUUCGUCCCUUUAUCCCAACAGCCAAGUAGAACGGUAGCUCACGCAAUACAGUUGUUGAGAUCUGCACAAUUAUUAUGCAAAAGAUCACAAAUAUGUUUGUGGCAAUAAUGUAUGCGCUUCGAGCAUCACUUCACGGAAUGUCAUACAUGUUCAGGCCUCAUAUGUGAGUCAGUGUUAGCGGGAUGUUUAAAAUUUCACAUUUUGUGGCUUAUCCCCAUAGCUUUCCAUUGCUGCGAAUACUUGAUUGUAAGCGUGCACAUUAUCAUAGGAGGACAAGUAGGAAAAGCGCUGAUCAGAGAAGGAUGGAGAGGAUCCUCACUGGAGAAAAGAGAAGAACCUGGUGUUUUUCUAAGAGUUCAAUGGGGAAUGAAGCUGGACUUCUAGAUAAAAAGCUUUCUGAUGUCUUCUUGUGAGAGAACCGUGGACUUGUUGGUCACCGAAGGGGGUCGAUACACAAAAGCUUCUCAAAUGCUUCACUUUGGAUAGAACGGUACAUUAGUUGCUCCUCUUUUUGGGAGAAAAUAAGCAAACGGAGUGAGCGGUUGGGAGAUGCCCACCACAGCCUUUCCACAGAUACACACAGUUUCAAUGAAACUGUCUGCGUGAAACGGACACAAUCACCUCCAGCAAACUGAAAAACUGCUGUAUUUCCUCUUUAUUGUCCAAACGCAUCUCUUACAACAGCAAACAAAACCUUUCUUAUACAAUCUCUGUAUUAUCUGAGAAUCCAUCUUUUGCCUCACUUCACAUCCCCUUCAUCCAUGAGCACUUUAGACCUCGUGAGAGCCAUUUUUUUAACGCAGCUCUGCUUUAAACUGAUUUUCACCCAUAAGUCGUUACACAGAAACGUGUCUCCGAAAGCUAGUGACCAUAAAAACGCAACACUUUGAUUGUAAUGUGCGAAAAUCUACAAUAAAAACACGUUUAAAGCA